Asparagus officinalis (garden asparagus) is the source of this 546-nucleotide messenger RNA. RefSeq lists its product as uncharacterized. NCBI's taxonomy places the organism in Eukaryota, Viridiplantae, Streptophyta, Magnoliopsida, Asparagales, Asparagaceae. Bases 95 to 397 code for a protein of 100 amino acids. The transcript has 3 exons. The record is from RefSeq and is a predicted model, not a curated record.
CGCUUGCUCACUGAAUCUACACUUGAAGCCACUAUUGAGAGCAGAAAAGGGGCACAGAGCUCGCCGGGUUCUGAGUCGUCGACUGUCCCCAUUGAUGAAUUUAGUUCAGAGAAGAAGUUUGGGAAGUUGGUGGAGUGUAGGAUUUGUUAAGAAGAAGAUGAAGCGUCGAACAUGGAGGUCCCUUGUUCUUGCUGUGGCAGCUUGGAGGAACUACAUGGAGAAAAUAAAGUCUUCCAUGUAUUACCCUUCUCACUACUUUGAUGCGGAUCAGGAGAUCCAUUCAAGAUAUUUACUCGUAAUAAAUCAAUUUUUGCAGGUGAACGAAGCGCAUGUGGGCCUCGUGAUGGAAGCACUUUCACAUAGAAAGGGAAGUGAGAGAGUAGAGCAGGCAUUUUGAAAGGAGAGAGGGGGCAAUUGCUUCCAUAUGUAACAAGUUGGGCCAUUUGUAAUUUUAUUGAUUUAUUUAUUGUCAAAUGUUAGAGUGUAAUUGUUUAAGGUAGUUGGAGUCUUUGUAAUGCUAAAUUAAUGUACUUUAUCUUGGUAUAA